UGAAAAAUCUGAUGUAUACAGUUUGGGUGUUCUUAUGUGGGAAAUCAGUAGUGGACAGCCACCAUUUAAUUUCCAAUCACCCGAACAAGUGAUCUCACUUAUCACUAAUAACAAACGUGAGAUGCCAAUAUAUGGAACUCCAAUUAAAUAUGUAAGUCUCUAUCGGGAAUGUUGGCAACAAGAUCCACAGCAACGAAAGAAGUAUUUAGCAAGCUCGAAUCUAUUCCUAUCGAUUCUGUUAUCGAGUUGACUGCUGAUAUCGAUUCUUUACUCAAUGGAACAUCUA
Rhizophagus irregularis DAOM 181602=DAOM 197198 is the source of this 286-nucleotide messenger RNA. Lineage: Eukaryota; Fungi; Glomeromycota; Glomeromycetes; Glomerales; Glomeraceae. The record is from RefSeq and is a predicted model, not a curated record.